Molecule: messenger RNA, 1565 nt
Organism: Tachyglossus aculeatus (Australian echidna)
Lineage: Eukaryota; Metazoa; Chordata; Mammalia; Monotremata; Tachyglossidae
Gene: MRPS5
Product: mitochondrial ribosomal protein S5
Exons: 12
Coding region: 11-1288 (425 amino acids)
Biological process (GO): translation
Cellular component (GO): ribosome
Molecular function (GO): RNA binding; structural constituent of ribosome
Source: RefSeq, a predicted model, not a curated record
GCCGGGCAAGAUGGCCUCGGCAGGGAUGCUUCGGGCCUUCACACGGCCCGCACCAACAGGCCAGCUCUGGUCCAGACAGCUUUACCUGAACACUGUGGCAGCAACUUCUACCUUCACUUCAACGACUACCCUCUCCACUGGCAGCUUGGCAUGGGCAAGAACUGGGACCAGUCACUCCAACGUGCCUUGGGUUCACCACACCCAGUGUUGUGUGUUUGCUUCCCGCAAUCUUACGGCGCAACAACAUCGGUACUACAGUUUCUUCAGUAAAUUGACAGCAGAAGAGCUAUGGAAGGGUGUUUUGGCAGAGACCGGGGUUGGAGCCAGGAAGGGGAGAGGCAAGAGAACGAAGAAAAGGAGGAAAAAGGACCUCAACAGAGGCCAGCUUGUCGGUGAAGGGCGCUCCGGUUUCCUCUGGCCGGGUCUGAAUGUGCCCAUCCUUAAAAAUGGAGUGGUGCAGGGAGUUGCCCAAAGAGGAAAAGAAGAACAAGAGAAGGUCCAGGCGGAGAUGUUCCAGCAAAGGGAAGAAUGGGAAAGAAAGAAAAGAAUGAAGGUUAAAAGAGAGCGGGGCUGGACUGGAAACUCUUGGGGAGGCGUCAGUCUCGGGCCCCCGGAUCCUGGGCCCAGAGGAGAAACCUAUGAAGAUUUUGACACUAGAAUACUCGAGGUGAGAAAUGUAUUUAACAUGACAGCAAAAGAGGGAAGAAAGAAAUCCACCCGUGUCCUAGUGGUUGCCGGGAAUGGAAAAGGAGCAGCGGGCUUUGCUGUGGGGAAAGCCAGCGACCGGAUGAGCGCUUUUAGAAAAGCAAAGAACAAAGCCAUUCAUUACUUGCACUACGUAGAAAGAUAUCAAGACCAUACAAUCUACCAAGAUGUUUCGUUAACUUUUAAAAGGACAACAAUCAAGAUGAAGAAACAACCCCGCGGCUACGGUCUGCGUUGCCACCGGGCCAUCAUUACAAUCUGCAGGCUCAUCGGAAUCAAGGACAUGUACGCCAAGGUCACCGGCUCAGUCAACUUACUGAACCUCACCAGGGGAGUCUUCAAGGGUUUAUCCAACCAGGAGACGCACCAGCAACUGGCCGACAAGAAAGGCCUCCACGUGGUGGAGUUCCGGGAGGAGUCUGGUCCCCUGCCCCUGCUCGUCGCCUCCCCCCUGGGGGUGCUCAGCAAGGAGCCCGAGCCCCAGGACCAGAUUCCUGACACCAAGCUGGACUGGAGCGAGAUCAAGGCCAGCCAAGGCUUCAAACGCUCCAUCUGGUCCAAUCUGAAGAGGCCGGCAUCCUGAGGCCAACGUGGCCGAAACAGGCAGGGCCACGGCCGCCAUCCCACCCCACGUCGUCCAGCGUCGCCGAGGCCGUGGGGCGAACGUUUCCACGCGCGUUGUCGACCUCCCGCCAUCUCAACCAUCUGCAGCGGAGCCGCCCGGGACGGUGGCCGCUUGAGCCUCCGGGACUGCUCUGACAGAAGAUCCAGUAGCCGCGAUGGCUUAGUCGGGUUUCCUGGCUAUAAAAUCGAAUUCCAAACCCUUUGGAACAAAAAUAAAGGAUUGCUCCCAACCUGAA